This is a messenger RNA of Tuber aestivum (summer truffle), 1622 nucleotides long. The record is from the annotation of a GenBank genome assembly. Lineage: Eukaryota; Fungi; Ascomycota; Pezizomycetes; Pezizales; Tuberaceae.
AUGGCUGUUGUCAAUAUGGUUCCAUUGUUUAUUUGCAUGGCGAGAAACAAUUUCGUUGGGAACGCCGUUGAGGUGGGAUUUGAUACUUGGAACUUGUUUCACCGCUGGAUUGGCAGGGUUGUGGUGUUGGAGUCGGUAGGACACAUGCUUGCGUGGACAGUCAACAAGAUUGACCAGGCAGGAUGGAAAGGCCUGGAUGAAGCUAUAAGGACUAGUCAUUUCUAUCAGGUUGGUCUGAUGGUAUGUUUUUUGACACAUUUUGGCACCUAUCCUUCACCGGGACCGAGGUCUAAUCAUAUGCAGGCCGAGAUCGCUCUCAUCUUAAUAGCCAUUUUGUCUGCUUCGCCGCUACGACAUGCAAACUACGAAUUCUUCUUGUCGAUGCACCAGUUGCUUGUCGUAUUUUUCGUAGCCGGUGUUUGGUGGCAUCUUUAUAUCGACAUUUUGCCUCAGAUGGUUUACUGCGACAUCGCUAUUGCGAUAUGGGUUGCUGAUCGUGUUUUCAGGAUCUUGCGCAUCGUGAAGAACAAUAUGAGGUGGAGAAAGGGGGGGCUAUCUUGCAGCGUAGCUGAAGCUUCCCCGCUGGAGGGUGGGGAUGCUGUUAGGUUUAGCGUUGCACUUUCUACCCCAUUCAAAUACAGGCCCGGAACUCACGUAGGUUUCCUCUUAUGAACGUUCUUCCCCGCGAUUGGGGAUAAAAUUGACAGUUCCUUCUGCAGGCAUAUCUCUAUGUGCCACGAAUCGGCUGGUGGCAAUCUCACCCGUUCUCAAUCGCUUGGUCAUCCGCAGAGGAAUCCACGCAGAUAAUUGGAAUGACACAGAGGCCCGAUGGGUGGGAGACUCGAAACUCAACACCCGCUACGGCUGCCCUCCGACCCGUCUCCAGCUCGCAGAGCCAAGCAACUGUCAAGGAAGGCCAUACUGCCCCAAAGGAUCCGUAUCCGGUGAAGCAUCGUGAGCCCGGGGUAGCUACCACCUCGAAAAAGACUACGGUACACUUCAUCAUAUCGAAACACAAUGGUUUCACAAAGGCACUAUAUGAUGCUGCGCAAUCUGCCGCCGCAGCCGCUGAUCCGGAGAAGCUGGAAAACGGAUGUGUCUUGAAGGUACUGAGCUUGGUCGAGGGGCCCUAUGGGGGACACCACUCAUUCGAUUCCUUUGGGACAGUAGUCCUGAUUGCUGGAGGUGUUGGUAUUACCCACUGCUUGGGUUAUGUCAGACAUCUCUUGCACGGAUAUAGCGAAGGAACUGUGGCUACCCAGCGGGUCAAAUUGGUCUGGGUCAUUCGAAAAAGUGAACAUAUCAACUGGGUCUCGGAUUGGCUUGAAGAGAUUCUGCGGAUGCCACUUUGCUGCCAAGUACUCGAGAUUGACAUUUAUACCACCCGAUGUAGCGCCACAGCCAGCGGGAGUGGAUGGGCUGGUCGCAGUGGCCUUGUUAAAGUUCACGUCGGAAGGCCAGAGUUCGAAACUGUUCUCGAAGAGGUUGUGAGGCGCAGGGUUGGCGCUAUGGCAGUAACUGUCUGUGGCAGUGGCGCCGUGAGUGACUCGGUCAGGGCUGCCACACUCAAGUUCGUAGAUCGGGCUACUAUCGACUUCUCCGAAGAGAGUUUCACCUGGUAA